Pomacea canaliculata is the source of this 1103-nucleotide messenger RNA. RefSeq names its product AN1-type zinc finger protein 1-like. The transcript is spliced from 9 exons. Gene Ontology annotation, cellular component: cytoplasm; cytoplasmic stress granule. Gene Ontology annotation, molecular function: zinc ion binding. Gene Ontology annotation, biological process: cytoplasmic stress granule disassembly. NCBI's taxonomy places the organism in Eukaryota, Metazoa, Mollusca, Gastropoda, Architaenioglossa, Ampullariidae. The coding region runs from base 253 to 1062 and encodes 269 amino acids. The record is from RefSeq and is a predicted model, not a curated record.
GCCAAAUGUUUAGCCCAUACAUCUAACAUUUUCCAGCUCCUUAACCAUAAAUCGCGCAGCAUCAUAAUCAAAACAGUUAGCGAUCGCUGAUAAUUCUGGGCUGACCAACAAUUCAGGAAACAAUUAAAUGUUAAGCACUAACAAUGACAUGCUAUAACAUACAUUCAUUCACUAAAAAUAUAAUCAACAGGCUUUAAAAGCAUACAGGCGUUGGGAAGGCAGUUUUAUUAAACAAGAUAGCCAAACUACGCAAUGGCAGAGCUGGCAAAGAUUGGUGAGCAUUGUAGUGUGGAGUCAUGCAGACAACUUGAUUUCCUGCCAUUGCAGUGUGAUGGAUGUGGUUGCUUUUUCUGUUUAAAACAUCAGUCCAAGGUUUCCCAUGACUGCAGUAAGAGCUUGUUGGUAAGUUCAUCAGGGCAGUACACAGGAUGCCCUGCUUAUAAUUGUAAUCUACCAGGCUGCCCUAAAAGAGAGCUUGUUCCAGUUCUAUGUGAGCACUGUCAUCUUAACUUCUGCUUGAGCCAUCGACAUCAACAGGAUCAUAUAUGCAGCCAAAUUAAAAAGGAACUAGACUCUACAGCUACAGCACCACAGCGUGUCUCACAAAUAUUAGGACAAUGUAAAGGACAGAAAAAAUCUUUUAAGACUGCUAGAUCAAGAGAAAUGGCAGCUAAAGUUGCACUGAUGAAGCUGAAGGCCCAAGCAAAUGGUGACUGUAGUAUACCUGAGACGGAGCGAGUUUUUUUCUUAGUCUUCAUGCCGCUGUCACAUGGUCAUCCCCCAAAAGCUCUAUUUUUCUCGAAGAGGUGGACUGUUGGUCGUAUAACUGAUCUGAUUGCUGACAAAGCUGGCAUCACAAAUCUAAACAACACUUCCUCCAAUAUGAAAUUGCGUCUUUUCAUUCAAGACAAUGGCAAGGUGUUAUCAAGUGACCAAGUUUUGGCUGAUUUGUUAGAUGGAGACCAAGGAGUGUUUAAUGGAGGUUCAUUGAUCAUGGAAACUGUACCUGCAGACUUACUUGUUCUUCCAGAUACCCAUUUGUAUGAUUCAGGACAAAAGUAAAGAAAUUCAUCUUGGGAAUAAAGUUUAUAUUCUUGUGAAAA